AUGGCGUGUACCGCCACCUCGCCCAGUUUUCAGAAGCCCAAAUCUGUCACAGUCAAGGGAUUCAAGAUCAGCACUCAGAAGCUGCCAAUACUCAAAGCGGAUCCAAUUGAGGGUAUGACGAGAGAACUAGGAAUCACCCCGCCCGAGAUGAUCUUCGGCGACAAUUUUGUUGCAAUCGAACAUGAGCAGAGUCAGUGGGGAUUAGCUUUCAACGCGUUUGAUGCCUUAGACCGCGUGGACAAAACCGGCACAUCGAUGCUGAGGGUCGCUUACUCCAGGGAGUGGCAGAAGAGCAGGGAAAAGACUCAUGAAGGGAUCAAAGAAGUUGUCAAACCCUUCGACUGGUCUUACACUACGGACUACACGGGCACAGUCAAGCCUGGGAGUCGGCCAUUCGUAGCUACGACAAAGUCGAUUCCUAUUGAAUUGCUUAAGCGACCAGACCCUAUACUAUUUUAUGACGAGGUUAUCCUUUACGAGGACGAACUUGCUGAUAACGGCAUUACUAUGCUAUCGUGCAAGAUUCGGGUCAUGCCAUCCAGACUUCUGCUACUUGCGAGGUUCUUUAUGAGACUAGAUAACGUUCUAUUUCGGCUUCGGGACACGAGGAUUUAUGUCGACUUCGAUGAAAUGGAGAUCAUAAGAGAGUACCAAUCCAGGCAAUGUGAAUACGAGGCAGUAAGACAGACCUUAGCAACAACGAGAGAUGACGUACCGGCCGUCAUGAGAGAUCCUAAUAGACUUUCGGAAAUUCUCCCGUUAGUCGAGAAACGCUUAGAGAGGGUGGUUCUCAAGGAAUAA
Molecule: messenger RNA, 801 nt
Organism: Aspergillus sclerotioniger CBS 115572
Lineage: Eukaryota; Fungi; Ascomycota; Eurotiomycetes; Eurotiales; Aspergillaceae
Product: TIP41 family protein
Exons: 3
Coding region: 1-801 (266 amino acids)
Biological process (GO): TOR signaling
Cellular component (GO): cytosol
Source: RefSeq, a predicted model, not a curated record